Molecule: messenger RNA, 5814 nt
Organism: Solea solea (common sole)
Lineage: Eukaryota; Metazoa; Chordata; Actinopteri; Pleuronectiformes; Soleidae
Exons: 2
Coding region: 686-3589 (967 amino acids)
Source: RefSeq, a predicted model, not a curated record
UAACUGACUGUCUAACUGACUGUCUAACUGACCGUCUAACUGACCGUCUAACUGACUGUCUAACUGACCGUCUAACUGACCGUCUAACUGACCGUCUAACUGACCGUCUAACUGACUUCAAACUAACUUCAACUUAACUUAACUGUUGCUUAACUGUGUAUGUGGAAUAAACCUUCAGAAAGACAGUCGAGUUGUGCCCGCCGUACUUGUUCUGGUUACCCUUUCCAGAAGGGAGCAUUGGGCUGGAAAGACCAGCCAGCAGAAAUCUGGACAGUUGUAAAACCGUUGUCGGCGCCGUAUCAGUGGAGGUACGGACUGCCGAGCGGAGGACGACGAUCGUGAGGUACCAGGACGCUGGUGACGUGGAUCAGUCGUGAAUCACUCAACGGAAAAGCCGGAGCAAAGAGCUAUCGGGGCCGUUGAAGGAUUAAAGGAAGUGCCGCAGCCGAGGGAAAGGCUGUGAAGAUUGCACAAGGAAUACAAAUGCAAAGCUCUUCUGGGCAGAGAGCCUCACAGACUGUGACAUUGUAACGUCGACAGCUUGGGGCGUGGACAUUCGUGUGCCAUUAGUGGACGUGUCGUUUGCAAAGAACUGAAUCCUUUGAACGAGUCAUUGGCAACGAACCAGAGAGUCGACUCCAAUCAAUUCCAAUUCCGGAGUGAGUCAGGAGUUCAAAGAAGAAAAAUGGCAGAUGACAAGCCAGAUCUGGAAAGCCUACAGCGGAGGCGAUCAAAUGCACAGCGGAGCCUAACGACGCGUAUAAACCGCCUUAAUUUCAAAGCUGGUCGUCUAGGCACAGGAAAAUUGUCGCAAGAGUUGGCAGGGUUGGAAAACGACUAUGAUAUCUUCGUCGACGCCUGCUGUGAAUAUAUCGAAGACCUGGAACAGAUAGACUCAACGGACGACAACUGUGAGUUAAGAGACACUCUGGCAAAGAGGGACGCCAUUGGGCAAAGGUACCAUGAGACAAUGGAAAUGUUGUGGUUUAAAGAUGCUGAGCCAGUAAUAAGCACCCUCGUGGCACGGUUCAAUUCAGCUUUCGACCAGGCCGAGGAACUCGGCAGGAAAAGUGCACUACAGUGGUACCAGCAAGAGGCCAGAAGGCAGGGACUGGAUCAAGAACUCCUCGAACUCAGAGACGCUCUGUAUGUUUGGAAAGACUAUCGGCCAUACGGUGAAGAAAAGUGGAGACUCCUUUUAACAUUGGAAAUUAAAAAGAAGGUACUGAUGGAGGAGUGGGCACGCCGCCGGGAUAACAAGCGGGGAGGUGGGCUUACCCGACCAGUAACUUGUGCUAGUACCACCCCACUUGUUCACACCCACUCAGCUAUCAGGCAGGGCACCAUAGCUGGCACCAGUCCCCCUCAUCAACCUCCUCAACCACUUCAACAACCUAAUUAUGGACCCACUGUCAGCUUUACUCAGCCUCCAACCCUCACCAGUAUACCACGGCCACCAAGGUUUCACACUGCUCCCACCAACACCAGCAUGGGACAAAGGGGAACUGUGCCCACCAGCAACUUUGGUACAGUCACAGGGGGAGAAGACAGCUCUCAGUGGGCCCAACCCAUAGCAAAGAUCACACCGAUAAGCUUGCCUAAGAUUUCCGAGAGCAGGAAGGCUGAUUGGAAGAGUAUCCAGGCGCAAGCGGGUCCCACAGAGUCCUUUAAAGAAGAGCAGAAGAAACUGAAGAGUCAAGUGACAGAGUUACAGAAAGUAACGAAAGUCAAUGUCAAGAAGGUAGAGGAGGAGAGUAAACUGAGGGCCGAGAUGUCUGAGCUCAGCAGGGAGCUGAGCUCUGAAAAGACCCAAACCGAUGAGCUGCAGGAGACCUUGGCGCAAAGUCAGGAGAAUCUCACUGAGCUUCAGUCUGACUUCUACCAGAAAGAGUCAGAAGAAGAAGAGUCUACUCUGCAUCAAGAUCUCAAGGCACCAGAAGAAAGACUGAGCUUAGCACAGGAGGACUUGGCUACCAACACCAGCCAACUCCUGCUAACCACACCACUGCUAACUCCAACCCAGACAGGUUUGGAGGCUCAGACAAAAGAACUGAAGAGAAGCCACAGCUCAUUGGAGUCAGAGCUCACUAAACAAGAGCAGUUGAAGCACCUGAAUCACCUGGUGAUACUGUCUUUAGAGAGCAGACUUUCUGAGAAAAUGCUAACCCAGUGGCUUGCACAUGUGAGCAGCCCCAAAAACUAUGCCUUCCCGGGUAACCAUUUUGAGAAGCUCUUAUUGUUCCUGGCGCCUUUCCUGAAAGGCCAAAAGUCAUUACUCACAGGAGUAGAGCUUUUGAAGUUCAGCAAGCCAAUCCCCAUUUACACUUCUGAGAGACCCGGCUGCCAUGAGAAGCCGGUCGACUGGAGGAGGAUCCUAGAGGGAGUGGAGAAGAUCCUGAAAGCAAGGGGCUUCUACCUCAAGCCCUGGGUCCGGUCUGGUCAAAGUGGGAGGGAGGACAAGGCAAAGCCUGACCAAAUGACUCUCCUUACUGAAGGAGAAGUGGAUGUAAAAGCACCAAACCCAUUAACUCGUCGCGUCCUACUGAGCCAGAUCACUGGAUUGUACGACCCAAUCGAUCUAACAACACCUGUGAAGCAAAAAGGUGUGAUUCCUGUGAGGAAGGCCUCCCAGGAGGCUGUCAAGUUCACUAAGGACACUUGGGACGAGACCCUCUCUGACGAACUCCGAGGGAAAGCAAUCAAGCUGUUCAAGGAGUACACUCGCUUGGGGAGCAUCAAGUUCCACAGAAGCCUCACACCCUCCGGCUGGAGGGGCGAGCCCUGGGGCAUCACAUUCUCUGACGGAAGCUGUGAAUCUUACGGCGUCGUACUGUACCUGCGAUGGGAAACGUCAGAUGGCGUAGUUACCCGGUUGGUGGACUCAAAAGCCAAGUUAACCCCUUUAAACCAGAAAGGUAACGCAGGCAAAGCCAAAAUCUGUGGGGCUUUCUUCGCCACACGCCUGAAGGAAUACAUGCUGAAGCAUGGAAGAUUGACUGUAGAAAAGUGGUACCACUUCAUAGACAGUCAGACUGUGCUGGGAGCCAUCCAGCGAGACAGUUACGGAUUUCAAACAUUCUUUGCAAAUAGGGUCGGGGGGAUCCAGAAGGCUGGGCCUGUAACUGAUUGGUGGUGGAUCCCAGAUGAAGUCAACGUCGCUGAUCUCGUCACGAGAGGGUGUUCACCCAAGCGACUAGACGAAAACUCCGCAUGGCAAAAGGGUCCCAAGUUCCUGUCUAGUCCAGUGAAAGAUUGGCCUAUGGAAUCUGCAGCAAAAGUGGCGGCUGAUGCUACAGAGACAGUGAGUAAACUCCAGAAGAAGGACUUUACAGCAGCUCUCACCAGAACCCAAGCGCAGAAGUUGUUAAAUUCUGGUAGUGAAGGCCGGAAUCUCACAGAUGCAGAUAGCAGGUCUCUAGCAGGGCUCCAGUCUGCAGGAUAUGAGACAAAAUCGAUCCCUGUUGAGACCAAGAAAGAUGAGACAUUGUGGGGAGCCGCACUCAUAGUCCGAGUGGGUCUGAAAAGGUACGACCCCCUAGUUAAGCUUUGUGGAGGGGUCAGUCAUGCCCGAAAGGCUGUAAAGAAGUAGGUUGCUCGUAUAGGGAGAGCCCCUAUUCCAGCAAAGUGGGAGGUAGUACUGACAGUGACCGAACUUGAAACUGCAUUCCAAGAUCCCCUUACGUCAUCCCGCUACGUCAUCAGAGACACUGUGAGGCGGGUAAUAAAGAACAGACUUGUCGUCAACAAGGACGAAGCUUCGGGGCUCCUGCGGUGCUACGGCAGAGUCCAAGCCAUCACCUGGGGAAACCCCGGAGUACCCCUGGUCCCAUAUAAUGCCUGGAUCAGCACCCUCCUCACACGGGAAGCCCACGGAGCCAACCAUGAAGGCAUCGCUGGCACACUCCUCAGAGUGAGGUCCAAAGCAUGGGAAGUACAGGGGCCAAGAAUCGCAAGAAGCAUCAUUGACUCCUGCGUGCAUUGUCGAAAGACCAAGGCAAAGUUAUGCAGGCAACAGAUGAGUGAGCUUCCUAGUGAACGAUCUGAACCAGCCGCACCGUUUGAGCUAACAGCACUGGAUCUCUUUGGCCCCUACGUUGUCAGAGACACUGUAAAGAGAAGAACAAAGAUGAAAGUCUGGGGAGUAGUAUUCAGUUGUAUGGCUUCCAGGGCACUGCAUGCUGACAUCGUGGAAGACCUGUCAACGGAUGGCUUCCUAAAGGCGUACCAGCGCUUCACAGCUCUCAGGGGCCACCCAAGGAAACUUUGGUCGGAUCAAGGGACCAACUUCGUGGGCGCCAAGCCAGUUUUAAAGGAGCUCUACGAAUUCCUGAACAACAUCGACAAGGAUCAAGUCCAGAAGAAAGCAGCCGCCGCUGGGACCGACUGGUCGUGGGUGUUUCACCCAGCAGACUCUCCCCAUCGAAACGGAGCAGCUGAAGCAGCAGUCCAUACGCUCAAGAGAGCGUUGAGCAACAUCGGGGUGGAAAGUCACCUGACAGCACUGGAGUUCCAGACUCUCCUCUACCUGGCAGCUAAUCUGUCAAACGAAAGACCAAUCGGCGCAAGAGUCCAGGUACAAGACGAGACUGUAGGAGUCAUCACUCCCAACUCACUUCUGCUUGGCCGUGCUGGGCCUAGCGGGGACUCUCGAGGGUUCGAAUACCUGACUUACCCCGUGGCGUGCAUGAGAGCGGUCCAGAUCGAGGUCGACAAGUUCUGGAAGCGGUGGAGCCAGCUGGCGGGCCCGGGCCUCUUCGUUCGACAGAAGUGGCACGCACCCGCAAGGAACGUCACAGUGGGAGACUUAGUGUGGUUGGCUGACCAGAAUGCACUGAGAGGCCAGUUUAGGCUCGGUCGAGUUGUGGAGGCCCAUCCUGAUGCAAAAGGCAUAGUACGAGAUGUGAAGGUGAGGACGUGCCAAAGUUGUCCGGUUUCCAGUGGACAAGGUGGGAAAGGCAAAGAGAAGGAGAGCCGUCCCUCCACCAUCCUUCACAGAGAUGUCAGAAGGCUGGUGGUUCUGUUGCCAGUGGAGGAACAGAAAUAGAUUCCCCACCACAUGAUGGUGUGUUUCGGAAAAAGGGAUCAAGACCCCCCCUCCACCAUCCUCCACGAGAGGUGGUGGUGUGUUUCGGAAAGAAAAAGGAUCAAGCACCCCCCUCCACCAUCCUCCACGAGAGGUGGUGGUGUGUUUCGGAAAGAAAAAGGAUCAAGCACCCCCCUCCACCAUCCUCCACGAGAGGUGGUGGUGUGUUUCGGUAAAGGGCGUCACUGCGUCACCAAGGACAAUGUGAAACCUUUAUUUGUCAUUUGUAUCUGUUAUUCAUAUCGUGUGUAAUACGUAGUUCCCAGCGAUGUAGCUUUAUGUACCCAUUUGAAAGGUAAAAAUUGUGUGUGUAAUACGUUCAUACCCUGCGAUGUAGCUUUAAGUACCCAUUUGAAAGGUAAAAAUUGUGUGUGUAAUACGUUCAUACCCCGCAAUGUAGCUUUAAGUACCCUUUUCAAAGGUAAAAAUUUGUGUAACGAGUUCGUACCCAGCGAUGUAGCCAUUUCAAAAGGCAAAAUCUGUGUUUUGUGGCCUACUUGGAUUUAGGAAUCAGUAGGCCAAGUGGGAGGUGUAGAACUUUCUAGCAGGCAAAGCUAUUUGUCUUUCAUUCUAUUAAUCUGUUCAUUGUUGUAACUGGCAUCAAAGCACCGUUGCCUUUAAAGUGCCUUUAAGGUGCAUCGUCAAAGCCGUGUUUUGUUGUAUAUUGCCUUCGUAUGCGCCUUUGUAAAUCUAUCUAUCAUUAGAACCUGUACGACUUGUCGGUUUUACAA